Molecule: messenger RNA, 1253 nt
Organism: Saccostrea echinata
Lineage: Eukaryota; Metazoa; Mollusca; Bivalvia; Ostreida; Ostreidae
Product: acetylcholine receptor subunit alpha-1-B-like
Exons: 1
Coding region: 2-1246 (414 amino acids)
Biological process (GO): signal transduction; monoatomic ion transmembrane transport; nervous system process
Cellular component (GO): neuron projection; synapse; membrane
Molecular function (GO): extracellular ligand-gated monoatomic ion channel activity; neurotransmitter receptor activity; transmembrane signaling receptor activity
Source: RefSeq, a predicted model, not a curated record
CAUGGUCACUCUCAGUUCAGCUGCAUGGACUAACUCAGAUGUCACAACUCUGCUCGCUUCUAAUACAUUCACUAAUUACGACAAACGCAUCCGUCCAAGGGCAACACAAAGCGAUGUUGUUGAUGUGUACAUUAAGUUUGGACUGACCGCCAUAACUGGACUAGAUGAGAUUGGCGGGACACUAUAUUUAGUUGGAUAUCUAGAUGUGACAUGGAGGGAUGAUCUCAUAGCAUGGAACACCGGAAGUGUUGAUCAGCUGAUGAUGUCCCAUAAAGAUAUCUGGACUCCAGCUGUGACUUUAUACACGUCAGUGAGCUCUCUCUCCGAGCUCGGCGCCUCUGAUGACCCUGUUACUAUCCUUAAAGAUGGAACUGUGAAUUGGAGGCCAGGGCUUGUCAUUGAAAGUGGUUGUGCUAUUGACGUGAGUUACUACCCAUUUGAUACACAGGAGUGUACAGUAACCUUUCUUCCUUGGCAGUACACAAGUGACCUAGUGCAUCUGAUGCCAAAUGCUACAAUGGUUGAUAUAUCUCUACUACAAAAGAGUUCCGAAUGGGAUUUGACGGAAACAACAGUGAAAAAUACUUCCGGAGUUUUCACAGAGGUCUCUUUCAAACUGACACUAAAGCGGCGUCCACAGUACUUUAUCUUAAAUAUGGUUCUUCCCAUUAUUCUCAUAGGACUUCUGAAUGGGUUUGUCUUUGUGAUGCCAUUUGACCAAGGAAGGGUAGGAUUUAUCAUAACAGGAUUCCUCUCAAUCGGUGUCUUUUUGACUGUUAUAGCAGACGUUCUUCCAAAGUCAUCAAAUCCCAUGUCUCUGUUGGCCUAUUUCAUCAUUUGGCAGCUUAUGCUUGGAGCACUUUGCACACUGGAGUCUAUUUUAACUUUAAAAAUCUACCAUCGGCACGGAAAGAUGCCUCUUCCUAAUUCACUUAAGAAAUUUCUGUCUGUCCUCUGGUGUUAUCCCUGUCGAGGUAAAAGCGUUCAGGAUGAAAAGCCACCAAAAGGUUACACUUUCUACAGGAAACGCUACCAGCUUCACUCUGUCUCGGUAUUUGUCAAAGAAUUUAAGAUGAAGAGAAAGGGAGAUGACAACGAUAAUCCAGAAUUUAAAGAGAAACCGGAGCCAAAAGUCUCGUGGAAGACGCUUGGGAGUACCCUUGAUAUCUUUUUCUUCUUUGUCUUUAUCAUUCUCAACAUUGCUAUCUACAUGAUGUUCCUCGUUCCUUUGGCCAAUGCCGCAUAAAACUAGA